Molecule: messenger RNA, 1437 nt
Organism: Aspergillus homomorphus CBS 101889
Lineage: Eukaryota; Fungi; Ascomycota; Eurotiomycetes; Eurotiales; Aspergillaceae
Product: aromatic prenyltransferase
Exons: 2
Coding region: 1-1437 (478 amino acids)
Biological process (GO): alkaloid metabolic process
Molecular function (GO): transferase activity, transferring alkyl or aryl (other than methyl) groups
Source: RefSeq, a predicted model, not a curated record
AUGGCGUAUUCGAUCUAUCAACUGGAUCACGAUCUACGCGUUUUUCUCCUGCUAUUAGGCACGCCCAUUCUCUACUCACUCUUUCUCAUUUUCCGUGUUUUCGUCAUACCGCCAGCAGUCACGAAAUCUGUCCGAACCCGCGCAUCAGAGCGUGCACUUCCCAGUGCGUGGCGAACCGUCAACGAGGAACUUGACACAAGUCUGGACUGUCAUGGUCAAUUCUGGUGGCGCAGAACUGGUAUCCUGCUAGCUGAACUUCUGCAUGAUGCUGAGUAUACCCAGGACAGACAGCGUGAUGUUUUGAGACUCUUUGGCGGCGGUGCUGUGCCGUUCUUAGGUCUGGAACGGGAGUCCGGUGCACCGGGCUGGAAAAGUUUCAUGACCGACGAUCACCAUCCCAUCGAACUGAGCUGGGACUGGCACACCGGCCAGCAGGCUCCCACAGUGCGGUUCUCAAUCGAACCGGUGAGCCGCGCCGCCGCAACAAUGAAAGACCCGGAGAAUUGGUCUGGGGACCGACAAUUCCGUCAAGUCCUCCCCCGGAUCCUGCCGGCCAUGAAUACACAGUGGCUCCGGCAUUUCGACCAAGCCUUGAGCCCGGCAGUGCCUCCGGAGGGCUUCAUGGAGGGCCAUCCGUCCAAGAUCUUCUAUGCCUUUGACCUGGAGGAGGCCGACCAGACCGGAAAGGUCUAUUACUUUCCCGGGUUCGAGGCGCGGGCCACCCACCAGACGAAUCUCGACGUCCUCGUCCGGGCCAUUCAGACCGCACCACGCUGCAGCGACAGCGCCCCCCACCACCUGUCGGCCGCCCUCGGUCUGUUCCAGGCCUUUGUGAGGGACCCCUCCACGGCCCCACUGGAGCUCGACAUGAUGGCCAUCGACCUCGUCGACCCCGCCCAGUCCCGCAUCAAGAUCUAUUUCCGCAGCCGCGAGACGAGCUUCGCCUCCGUUCGCCGGACAAUGUCCCUCGGGGGAAAAGUCAGCGACCCCUGGCUGCAGCCGGGUCUCAGGAACCUGAAGCGGCUGUGGGAUAAUGUGCUCGACCAGGGAGACGUGCCCGAGGAGGGUGCGCUACGAGGGACGACCAGUACUCACCGAACCGCGGGGAUGCUCUACAACGUCGAAUUUCGGCUGGGCAGUGAGACGCCCAAAGUCAAGAUCUAUAUUCCCGUCCGACAUUACGCCCGCAGCGACUGGCAGGUCUUCACCGGGUUGAGGGAGUAUCUGCGCGGAGGCGAAGCCAAUGGCCAAGCCAGUGCAUCCAUCCCGCACUAUGGUCGCGCCCUUGGUACCAUCUUAACUAGUGCGUUGGAGAAUCAGACCGGAAUUCACACCUAUAUCGGCUGCUCCGUUCAACGAGGGGGGGAAUUGCGUGUGGUUUCAUACAUCAACGGACAGACGGACAAGUUUCGACCCGAAUGGGGCGCGAGCAACUGA